Messenger RNA from Tupaia belangeri chinensis (Chinese tree shrew), 4759 nucleotides. It is a transcript of the gene ITGAD, whose product is annotated as integrin subunit alpha D. Gene Ontology annotation, molecular function: integrin binding. Gene Ontology annotation, cellular component: integrin complex; external side of plasma membrane. The record is from RefSeq and is a predicted model, not a curated record. Gene Ontology annotation, biological process: cell-cell adhesion; integrin-mediated signaling pathway; cell adhesion mediated by integrin. Lineage: Eukaryota; Metazoa; Chordata; Mammalia; Scandentia; Tupaiidae.
CUGAGGGGUGACCUGCCUCUCCCUAGGCGCACAUCCAUGGGCUGGGGCCUCAGGGCUGUCUGUUCUGCUGCCUCCCUCCCCUGAGGCCUCAGCGAGGACAGAGGGAAGGGGGUCUUCUGAGAGAAGGAAGCCAGGUACCAGCAGGCCGUGGUGGGAGAGUAUGAGGUGCUUUUCCCCAGGAUGUCUUUGGCCUCUGCUUCCACUUCUGGCCUAUGAUUAACGAAAGCCCUCUUCCCCACUGCGCCCCUCCUCCCACCACUUCGAGGUUCUGAGUCAUUAUUUUAACUACCCCCCGGGAGGCUGAGCACCCUUCAGUGCUCUGCUGCCAGCCCUCCACUUCCCCUUGCUGUGCUGCUCAGUGAUGGCCUUCAGAGUUGUGUUCCUCCUGGGAGUCCUGGCUUCUUAUCACGGAUUCAACCUGGACGUGGAGGAGCCCAUGGUCUUCCAAGAAGACGCGGCCGGCUUUGGGCAGAGUGUGGUGCAGUUUGGCGCAUCCCGACUCGUGGUGGGAGCCCCCCUGGAGGUGGCAGCCACCAACCAGACGGGACGGCUGUACGACUGCACAUCUGCCGCCGGCACCUGCCAGCCCAUCUCGCUGCACAUCCCCUCAGAGGCCGUGAACAUGUCCCUGGGCCUGACGCUGGCAGUCUCCUCCAACGGCUCCUGGCUGCUGACCUGUGGCCCCACGGUGCACAAAGCCUGCGGGGAGAACACGUAUGUGAAAGGCUCUUGCUUCCUGAUGGACUCCCACCUGCAGGUCAUCCGGACAGUCCCCGCUGCUCUGCCGGAGUGUCCAGUCCAAGAGAUGGACAUUGUCUUCCUGAUUGAUGGCUCUGGAAGCAUCGACCAGAGUGACUUUAACAGGAUGAAGGACUUCGUCAGGGCUGUGAUGGGCCAGUUCAAGGGCACCGACACCCUUUUCUCGCUGAUGCAGUACUCAAACCUCCUGGAGACCCACUUCACCUUCACCAAAUUCCGGACCAGCUCGAGCCCUCAGAGCCUGGUGGAUCCCGUCGUCCAGCACAAAGGCCUGACCUUCACAGCCACGGGCAUCUUGAGAGUGGUGAAAGAGCUAUUUCACAGCAAGAACGGCGCCCGCAAAAGUGCCAAGAAAAUCCUCAUUGUCAUCACAGAUGGGCAGAAGUACAAAGACCCCCUGGAAUACAGUGACGUCAUCCCGCAGGCAGAGAGAGCCGGCGUCAUCCGCUAUGCCAUCGGGGUGGGAGACGCUUUCCAGGAACCCUCCGCCAAGCAGGAGCUGAACACCAUUGGCUCAGAGCCCCCGCAGGACCACGUGUUCAAGGUCGACAACUUUGCAGCCCUCGGCAGCAUCCAGAAGCAGCUGCAAGAGAAGAUCUUCGCCAUUGAGGGAACCCAGUCAAGGACAAGCAGCGACUUCCAGCAUGAGAUGGCGCAGGAGGGCUUCAGCUCAGUGCUCAGGAAGGAUGGACCAGUUCUGGGGGCUGUGGGGAGCUUUGGCUGGUCCGGAGGGGCCUUUCUAUACCACCCAAACAAGAACCCCACCUUCCUGAACAUGUCUGAGGAGCGCGUGGACAUGAGGGACUCUUACCUGGGUUACUCCACGGAGCUGGCCCUUUGGAAGGGGGAGCAGAACCUGGUCCUGGGCGCCCCCCGCUACCAGCACACGGGGAAGGUUGUCAUCUUCACCCCUGGGCCCAAGCAGUGGAGGCUGAAGGCCGAAGUCACAGGAACCCAGAUUGGCUCCUACUUCGGGGCCUCCCUCUGCUCCAUGGACGUGAACAGAGACGGCAACACGGACCUGGUCCUCAUCGGGGCCCCCCACUUCUAUGAGCAGACCCAAGGGGGCCGGGUGUCCGUGUGCCCUCUGCCCAAGCAUUUUCUCGACACUCGCCUUUCCAAGCCUCUCCCCAAGGCUUUCCAGUCACCUCCCCGUGACUCACUUUUCCCUCUCUGCCAGCGGGUCGCAGGCUCCCAGCUCUCCCCCAGGCUCCAGUAUUUCGGGCAGUCGCUGAGCGGGGGUCAGGACCUCACCAAGGAUGGCCUGGUGGACCUGGCCGUGGGGGCCCAGGGGCACGUGCUACUGCUCAGAAGUCUGCCAGUACUGAAAGUGGGGGUGGCCCUGAGCUUCACCCCAGGAGAGCUGGCAAAGGCUGUGUACCAGUGCUGGGAAGAGACACCCACCGUCCGGGAGGCUGGGAACGCCACAGUCUGUCUCACUAUCCACAAAAGCUCACUCGACCAGAUAGGUGACAUCCAAAGCUCUGUCACCUAUGACCUGGCAUUGGAUCCCGGCCGUCUGAUUUCUCGUGCCAUUUUUGAUGAGACCAAGAACUGGACUUUGACUCGACAGCAAACCCUGGGGCUGGGACAUCACUGUGAAACCAUGAGGCUGCUUUUGCCAGUCUGCGUGGAGGAUAUUGUGAGCCCCAUCAUCCUGCGUCUCAACUUCUCCCUGGUGGGAGAACCCAUCCCCUCAACCCAGAACCUUCGCCCCGUGCUGGCUGUGGGCUCACAGGACUUCUUCACUGCUUCUCUCCCCUUUGAGAAGAACUGCGGCCACGAUCACCUCUGUGAAGCGGACCUGAGUGUUAACUUCAGCUUCUCAGGUCUCCAGACCUUGAUGGUGGGGAACUCUCUGGAACUCAAUGUGACAGUGACUGUGUGGAACGAGGGCGAAGAUUCCUAUGAGACGGCGAUCACCUUCUACUACCCAGCAGGGCUGUCUUAUCGACGGGUGUCCGGAACUCAGAAGCAACCCCAUCAGCACCCAUUGCAUCUGGUAUGUGAGACAGUGCCCACUGAGAAUGAGAGCCUGAGAAGCAGCCAGUGUAGCAUCAACCACCCUAUCUUCCGAGAGGGCACUAAGGGCACCUUCACAGUCACAUUUGAUGUGUCCUACAAGGCCACCCUGGGAAACAGGUUGCUUAUGAGGGCCAAUGCAAGCAGUGAGAAUAAUAAGCCUGCAACCAGCAAGACUACCUUCCAGCUGGAGCUCCCAGUGAAAUAUGCAGUCUACACAGUGAUAAGCAGGCAGGAAGAAUCCACCAAGUUCCUCAACUUUUCAACAUCUGAUGAGGACGGGAAAGAGGCCGAGCACCGAUAUCGUGUGAAUAACCUGAGUCAGCGAGACCUGCCUGUCAGCAUUAACCUCUGGGUUCCCAUCCUGGCUGUGUGGGAUGUGGCUGUGGUUGCCCCUUCACAGAGCCUUCCCUGUGUAUCAGAGAGGGAGCUGCCCCAGCAUCCCGACUUCCUAACCCAGAUCCAAAGGAGCACUGUGCUGGACUGUUCGAUCGCUGCCUGCCUGAGGCUCCGCUGUGACAUCCCAUCCUUUGGCGUCCAGGAGGAACUCGACUUCGUCCUGAAGGGCAACCUCAGCUUUGGCUGGGUCAGCCAGACACUGCAGAAGAAGGUGUCACUGGUGAGUGUGGCUGAAAUCACGUUCGACAGAUCCGUGUACGCCCAGCUUCCCGGACAGGAGGCAUUUCUGAGAGCCCAGACGGAGACAGUGCUGGAAGAAUAUGAGGUGCACAACCCCAUCCCCCUCAUCGUGGGCAGCUCAGUGGGAGGUCUGCUGCUGCUGGCUCUCAUCACAGCCACGCUGUACAAGCUUGGCUUUUUCAGACGUCAGUACAAAGAAAUGCUGGAUGACAAGCCUGAAGACCACGCGGUACUCAGUGGGAAGGGUGUCAGCUGUGAAGCCCCAGAUUCGCCUUCCUGCGAGUAAUCGCCUCUCCUGUUUACCUGGCCUCUCGUGGGCUGGUCUUAUAACUGUGCCUGAGCGUCGACUUCAUGUGAACAGCUUCUGCAUAGAUGUGGACUGGCCCGAACAAUCCCUGCGGCAUGAAACCACCUUCCCGAGUUGUACCCGUUUUUAUAUUUUUACAUAUUUGUCAAGCUUCUUCCCUGAUGACCUACUUUUUACAGAAGAUGGCAGGAUGCCAGCAUACUUUUUCAUAGGGAUAAGAACUGUCACAUGAAAUGAGGAUGUUGAUAACACAUUUUCCUUGUAUGGAAAUGCUCUAACCCAGCGAUCUGAGCGCUGUUCUAGGAAUAACUGGGGGAGCUUAUUCAUGGGUGUAAGAAAUGUUCUUCCUUUCUCCGACGACUAGGACCUGAGGUCAUCUCAUCUUGAAGGUACUGUGUUAUCAGGUGUGUGUGUGUGUGUGUGUGUGUGUGUGGUCACGCGCUGCAGGCUCCUCAGUAAUGGCAAGUGGACAGACUGUCCUAGAAAGUGAAUGCAAUGUCCAGAGCUCAUUGAACCAAUGACCCCUUAAAUACAGUCCCCAAAGCCCAGAGAGCCAGGCUUUCCAGAACACAGCAUUGGAUUUUCAGAAUGAAUACAAAAGACUCAUUAAAGUGGGUCAUGACCAGAAUAUUCCAAAUCCAGAAAUCCAGAGUUAGGUCAUGAGACCUCGCACAUAAGACCAUGGAUCCCCUGUUUCAAAUCUGGGUUAUCUGCAGAUAGCUGGGACUCACAGAUGUCUUUAGCUCAGGUGAGAGGUGGCACUUCAGGGUUUGCAGCCCUAGAUCUCUGACGGGCUACCAGAAUCUAGAUUAAAUUAAAUUAAAUUAAAUUAAAUCUAGUCAUGCAAUCCCUGAGAAUCGCAAACUCUUCUUUUGAACAUUGCGGGAAGCCAGCAUUAUGUCCUGCUCCCAGAGGUGCUGUGAGGAUUCAAUGUAUGUGAAAGCCCUUUAGAGCCUGGGGCCCUAACUGUAAGUAACAGAGACGCAGGGGUACUCGCCUACCUGUUCCAGACGACGACGUUCCUUCCCAAGC